AUGGCUUCACCUUCACCCUCAAUCCCGCCUAACACGGCCGCCACCGGGUCCCUCGGCCCCUUUCCCACUCCCACCCACGGGCAGCUCGGAGCCAACUCCUUCACCAUAGCCUGCUCGGCGCACAUCAAGGCCUCGCCGCGUGCCUGUCUUGAAGUUCUUCUCAAAGCAUCAGAGUACCCAUCAUGGAACCGCUACUGCAGGAAAUGCAUCAUAGACGCUCAGCCAGAUGACGGCGCCCAACCCAAGGACAAAAAGGCUAAGUCAAAGUCCGAGAAGGAUAAGGACAAGUCCAACAAACCCAAGGCCGGCAAACCCCGGGAGCCGGUAGACAUACCCGUUCCUGUGCCCGUGCCUGAGGCUGAGUCUGCUCCUGCUGCUGUUGCUGCUGCUCCUGCUGCUGCUCCCGGAACCCUCUCCACCACCAACUCCCACUCUUCCUCGGGGGCAUCUUCCGCCUCCUCUGACCACCAGGCCCUCCCCAACCUUGUUGGCCCGGAGUUUCUUCGCCUAGGGACCAAAUUCACUUUCCACGUCCAUAUGGAUCCUUUUUCAGAGGACAGCAGCCCCCGCAAUACUGCGCUGGAAGUCAGUCGUCUCGAGAGGAUUGACGAGGUUAUUGAGGUGGAUGUCUCGGAGGUUUCCGGGUCAGCUGCGCGUUUUCCCAGUGCUGGUGGAAGUGGGAAUGGGAAUGGGACUGGGAGUAAGACUGCGACUACUGAGGCUACGAUGGUAGUUGCAGAGGAUAAAUCCCACGAGGGUGGUGAUGGUACUGUCGCUGUCGCUGCUGCUCCCUCUGUCGAAGAAGAUGCAGUCGAUAAAGACGACACUUCUGCUACUACCGCCAAGAAAGAAAAGAAGCUUACCGACACGAAAGGCAAAGGCAAAGGCAAAAAUGUCGCAGCCGAAAACAAGCUCCAACUCCGCCGCACCGGCUUCCGCAUGCCUGGAAGACCCGCCCCAGAGUUUGUUGAGGUUUACCCGCCCUUUGCCGCAGACGAUGAACCCGAGACGGCGUAUCAGUGCUGGGAGACGUUUUACGGAGUGUUGGCGCCGGUGGUGAAGACCGCGGCGGGGAGUCAGGUUAUUAGGGGCUUUGAUGUGUGGAUGGACGGGUUGAAGAAGAGGGCAGAGAGGGUCGAGGGGAGGGGAGAGUAA
Messenger RNA from Sordaria macrospora k-hell, 1155 nucleotides. The record is from RefSeq and is a predicted model, not a curated record. Lineage: Eukaryota; Fungi; Ascomycota; Sordariomycetes; Sordariales; Sordariaceae.